Lathyrus oleraceus (garden pea) is the source of this 2421-nucleotide messenger RNA. Its product is annotated as auxin transporter-like protein 1. The coding region runs from base 718 to 2175 and encodes 485 amino acids. Lineage: Eukaryota; Viridiplantae; Streptophyta; Magnoliopsida; Fabales; Fabaceae. The transcript has 9 exons. The record is from RefSeq and is a predicted model, not a curated record.
ACCAUCUCUAUAAACUCUCACCAAUAAAUCCAAACACAUAGUUUCAACUUCUUCUCAUUCUUCCAAUUUUACCUUUAUUUCUUCCAACCUUCUUCAACUAAAAUUUCACUCUCUCUCUCAUCUCAAUUAUAACACUUUUUUUUGGUUAGAUCUCAAUCCUCUAAAUUGAACCUUUUAUUUAUAACUCUUAAAUUUAUUCCUAAUAAAACCAUUAACUAUUUCUUGCAUGUUAGUAGCUUUUCUCCAUCAUAUCUCAUGCUUUGAAAACUGGUUUUCUCUGCCAAUUCUUUCCACAGAACCCGCAUUUAUGACUCUUAUUCAGUUACCUUAACAAACCAUAUUUAAGACUCUGUGUUUUUUCUCUCUAUUGGUGAACAACAAACCUAGAGAGAGUGAAGUUCAAUUUUUUUACCGCAACAAUUAGCCAAUAAGGUUCCUUUGUUUACCUUCUUUCUUUUUUGCCUUCAUUGAGAAGUGUUACUUGUUGUGUUUGGUAGCAGUUACAAGAAAGUUUCGCUCACAUGACAAACACAUACGCACCUCAUUAAAAAAACAAAAAACAAAAAACCAAAAACCCAAAAAAAAAACAAUAUACUCUGUUUUUUCUCUGUUUCUGUGCUAUAAAUCAAGUUGAAAAGCCUUUUCGAAUUUCACUACAAAGUGAAGAAACUUGAAGAAUAUUAGGUGAGUUUUGAUGACCCUUUAUGUUUUUGCUUCAUGGAAACAAUGUUAUCAGAGAAACAAGGUGAAGAGAUCAUGAUGUCAAGCUUGAAUGAAACAAAUGAGGUGAUGAAUGAAGAAAGAGAAGAAGAAAAAAGUGGAAAUUCAACUUCUGGUUUGAAGAAUUUUCUCUGGCAUGGUGGUUCUGUUUAUGAUGCUUGGUUUAGCUGUGCUUCAAAUCAGGUUGCUCAGGUUUUGUUGACACUACCAUACUCAUUCUCUCAAUUGGGAAUGGUUUCUGGGAUCAUAUUCCAAAUCUUCUAUGGAUUGCUUGGUAGUUGGACUGCUUAUUUGAUUAGCAUUCUGUAUAUUGAGUAUAGAAGCAGGAAAGAGAAAGAAAAUGUCAACUUCAAAAAUCAUGUCAUUCAGUGGUUUGAAGUGUUGGAGGGACUACUUGGUCCUUAUUGGAAAGCAAUUGGAUUGGCUUUCAAUUGCACUUUCCUUCUCUUUGGAACUGUUAUCCAGCUCAUAGCUUGUGCAAGUAACAUAUACUACAUAAAUGAUCACUUGGACAAGAGAACUUGGACUUACAUAUUUGGAGCAUGUUGUGCAACAACAGUGUUCAUACCUUCAUUUCAUAACUAUAGGAUUUGGUCUUUUCUUGGACUUGGAAUGACCACAUACACAGCUUGGUAUAUGACCAUUGCUGCCCUUGUUCAUGGCCAGGUUGAAAAUGUGGUUCACUCGGGUCCAAAGAAACUGGUUUGGUAUUUCACUGGCGCGACAAACAUACUCUAUACUUUCGGCGGGCAUGCCGUUACAGUGGAAAUCAUGCAUGCAAUGUGGAAACCUCAAAAGUUCAAAUCUAUCUAUUUCUUUGCAACACUUUAUGUGUUUACACUUACCCUACCAUCUGCUGCUGCUGUUUAUUGGGCAUUUGGUGACCAACUUUUGGAUCAUUCCAAUGCUUUCUCUCUUCUUCCUCGUAACGGAUGGCGUGAUGCCGGUGUUAUCUUGAUGCUCAUUCACCAGUUUAUCACCUUUGGAUUUGCUUGUACACCAUUGUACUUUGUGUGGGAGAAAGUGAUAGGAAUGCAUGAAACAAAGAGCAUAUUUUUAAGAGCACUUGCAAGGUUACCUGUGGUGAUACCAAUAUGGUUUUUGGCUAUAAUUUUUCCUUUCUUUGGUCCUAUUAACUCAGCUGUAGGGGCUCUCUUGGUUAGUUUCACUGUCUAUAUCAUUCCUGCUACUGCUCAUAUGCUCACUUAUAGGACUGCUUCUGCAAGACAGAAUGCUGCCGAGAAAUUGCCGUCAUUUAUGCCAAGUUGGACAUUGAUGUAUGUGAUCAAUGCAUUUGUGGUGAUAUGGGUUAGUAUUGUAGGCUUUGGAUUUGGAGGUUGGGCUAGUAUGACAAACUUCAUCAAACAAGUUGACACAUUUGGAUUAUUUGCUAAAUGCUACCAAUGUCCACCAAAACUACCACCACCUUCAUCAAACCACACAAUGCAUCACUGAAAAUAGUGACAAAAAUAAAACUAUCCUAUCUUCUUUGUUUGUCGCAUAUUUUCCCUCUCCUUUUGUUUCAUCGCUAUGAAGAUGCAUUAUUGGUAAUGCUUGUGUUCUCUUAUUAAGGCAAUAUUUUUAUAACCAUUUUAGAUCAUUAUAAACUUGAUUAUAGCCAUCAUAUAUAGGAUUGGUGUUUGGCAAUUGGCAUGUAAUGAUUGAUAUCAAGUGAAGUAUGCAUGCUCUACUUUUGUUUCA